This is a messenger RNA of Naegleria gruberi, 1110 nucleotides long. RefSeq lists its product as uncharacterized. The transcript has a single exon. Gene Ontology annotation, molecular function: GTPase activator activity; small GTPase binding. Gene Ontology annotation, biological process: nucleocytoplasmic transport; activation of GTPase activity. The record is from RefSeq and is a predicted model, not a curated record. Bases 1 to 1110 code for a protein of 369 amino acids. Gene Ontology annotation, cellular component: nucleus; cytosol; perinuclear region of cytoplasm. NCBI's taxonomy places the organism in Eukaryota, Heterolobosea, Eutetramitea, Acrasida, Naegleriidae.
AUGGAAAGAUUGAAUGAACUUACACUUGAAACAAAUGAUACUAGCAGUAGUAUUGAGGCGAUUAGUGAGAUGAGACAGUUGACUAAAUUGGGAAUUAAUGGAAUUCAAGAUAAUGAUAUGAGACAGAUUGGCAUGAUGAGUCAGUUGACUGAACUAGAUAUUGAGAGGUGUGAUAUUAGUGGAGAAGGAAUCAAAUUUUUGAUUGUAAUGCCUCAAUUGACCAGUCUUAACGGUGGUUACAAUUAUUUACAAUGUGGUGAUGCCAAGCUCAUUAGUGAAAUGAGCAAAUUGACCAAAUUAGAUAUCAACACAAACGAAAUAGGUACGGAAGGUGCAAAAUAUAUAUCCACAUUGAACCAAUUAACUGAGCUCGAUAUUGGAAACAAUAAUAUUUUGAGUGAGGGAGCAAAAUUUAUUAGAAACUUGAAGAAUUUGGUCAAGCUCAAUGUGGAAAGAAACAACAUUGGAGACGAGGGUGCUAAUUACAUAAGCGAAAUGAAACAGUUGACUGCUCUUGACAUUGGAUUCAACAUGUUUGGUUUUGAAGGAAUUAAAGCUAUCAGUCAAUUGAACCAUUUGAUAGAACUUUCUAUACAAGGCAAUGAAAUAACUAUUAAUGGAGUGAAAUUGAUUACUGAAAAGAAGAAUUUAACCUCUCUUAACCUUGGAAAUAUUUUCUACGAUACAAAAACUCCUGAACUUUCACAACUUGUAAGCCAAAUGCACCAAUUGACCACAUUGGACAUUGAAAAUAAUAACAUUGGACCAGAAGUAGCAAAUUUAUUAGCAGAAAUGAAAAAUCUCAAACAUCUCAACAUUGCAUUCAAUAAUAUUGAAAAGGAAGGUCUAUCUCACAUUACUCAAUUGACACAAUUAACAUCUCUUAAUGUUUGUGGAAAUCAAAUAGAUGAUGAAGGAGCUAAAAUUGUGAGCUCAAUGAAACAACUCUUAAAAUUGAAUAUUGAGGAGAAUUUUCUAAAUGAGGGCGGAUGUGAAACAAUUAUUGAGAUGCCUCAAUUGACACAACUUUAUAUUUCUUCCAAUCGAAUUGGAGAAAAACAAGUGGAAAUGAUUUGUGGAAAGAAAAAUUUGAGAGAUAUAAGGAUAUAG